Molecule: messenger RNA, 1354 nt
Organism: Punica granatum (pomegranate)
Lineage: Eukaryota; Viridiplantae; Streptophyta; Magnoliopsida; Myrtales; Lythraceae
Source: RefSeq, a predicted model, not a curated record
UCCUCCGAGGCCACCGGCUCCCACAGAAGGCGCCAGCGACCUCGGAGGAGUGGGUGGUGGCCGCUGGGGAGGCCCCCACCCCCAGAAUCAAGAUCCCACAGCCUUGGAGGGGAGGGUGGUGGCUGGCGACGAACCCUCCGACCCCCGAUUUUCUCCAAAAAAAAAUUUUCUUUUUAUUUUACAGUUGGGAUCUCGUAGAUCUUCAAAGGGCUGGAGAAGUUGUCGCUGGCGACCACGGAUACCCUCGAGGAAGAGAACAAACGCCUGAGCGCAGCUGACGAUGAUGAUCAAUUGAGGUUGGAGAGGCUGUUGUAAAGUGGAGACCCGCGAUUUCACUUCAUGCAAUUUCCAAUCAAUCCGAUCAUUCAGUGGGAAAUCCUGUAAAUGUCCUUCAUCGAUGAAUUCCAAGCUGACCUUGAUGCCCUGCCCUAUGCCCUGCAGAAGAAGUAUGGACUAUUACGCGAUCUUGAUAAAAGUUUAGAAGAUCUCAAACGACAGAAUGAGCAACGCUGCGAGCAAGAAAUCGAGGAUAUUAAGCGAGGAAUAAAAUCUGGAAGCACAUUAGAUAUUUCACUUCUUAGGUUCUCAGAUGAGGCCCUUGAUGAACAAAAGCAUAGCCUUAGGAUAGCAGAUGAGAAAGUUGCCCUAGCUGCCCAGGCAUAUGAGAUGGUAGAUCAACAUAUACAGCAGCUUGAUCAGUAUCUUAAAAAGUUCAGCGAAGAGUUGCGACGUGAAACAGAUUUUGCUUCAGGUGGGGUGCCUGCCUCGAAUCAUGACGUAAGGUCUGGAAAGGGUGCUGAAAGCGGUAGAGGAGGGCGUAAGAAGACACGUUUGGCGACUGCAGCAGCAGCUGUGGCAGCAGCAACAGAAGUAGCUAGUACAGCAGCAGCAGCAAAUUCUGCUGGCGUGGAUUUGGACUUACCGGUUGACCCUAAUGAGCCCACCUACUGCUUUUGCAACCAAGUUAGCUUCGGGGAAAUGGUUGCCUGCGACAACCCUAACUGUAAGAUAGAGUGGUUCCAUUUUGGGUGCGUGGGUCUGAAAGAACGGCCAAAAGGUAAGUGGUACUGCUCAGACUGUGCUGCUACAAGGAAUCGCCGGAAAGGACGAUGAGUGGGACUUCGUUCUGUUCCCUCCCACAAAAGUAUUAAGAAGAGAAACUCUCCAUAUUUAGUAAAAGGUUUGCAGUGCCUGCUGCCUGUGUAUGUAAACUGUUUUGUAGCUUAGAGUAGUGCUUUGAUACUGUGUUUGUUGCAUUUAGCAUUUAGGAUCAAUAAACGAUUGGAUUCGAGGACUUGUCACCUUACUGAUUGUCCUCCUGUUGAUUUAAUUAUUCAAUCGGUUGUUGCGAAAA